UUGAAGGAGCUUGAAAGUGCAGGGCUUCCUAUGCCUCUCACGGGACGUGAACACUGACACAUACGCACAGAAACGCGCCGGGACUUUAAAACUAUCAUUGUAUCAGCUCGAUUUGGCCCGAAUCGGUUCGGAUACGUGAUUCAAAGUAGGGACUCGUUCAAAGUGACCCUAGGGGAGGAAUAUACCUGUCAUAGACAGAGAUGAGAUGGGAGUUAUACAGAGAGACGAAAUAGCCUAUCCGGCGUUUUUGGAGGGGAAGAAGACGUAAUCUGGAGUUAAAAAGACGGUCCUUCUGUUUUUCACCAGAGGUCACUGUCAUCCCAGCCAUGUCAGCACACCUGAGAGCUGUGGGCACCUCUGCUCUCUCUUCCUGUCUCCUGCUCCUCCUGCUGCUCCCCCCCCUCACCCUGUCCUUUCGGGCGCGACCCCACCAGCCCCCGGGUCACCUGCCCUCCCUGGUGCCCCACGCCACCCGCCUGCUCAGCCGGUCCCGCUUCAGCGCCCAAGCCCAGCUGGACUUCACCACACACUGCAACUCCAGCUGCUACCACCGGGGGGAGCAAGAGGCCCGGCCGGAGCUACUGGCCGAUAGGCUGGCCUUCGAGACGCUGUAUGACGACGGCUUGCGCACCCUGACCACCGUGGACGUGGAGGAAGGGGAAGAGGACAAAGGCGAGGGACACAUCUCGGACGCAGUGCCCCGUUUGGCCAGAAUGAGGCGCUCCGCUCCUUCUAUGAGGCACGGGAAAAGGCGCAGGCGGCAGAUCUACGGCGCCGACGGGCGCUUCAACAUCCGCGGUGACAACUUCCUGCUCGACUACCCUUUCUCCACAGCGGUACGCAUCUCCACAGGCUGCACCGGGGUGCUGGUGUCUCCGCGCCACGUCCUGACCGCCGCCCACUGUGUGCAUGACGGGAAGGACUACGUCAAGGGUGCCCGCAAGCUCAGGGUGGGCUUCCUGACCCCACCCUCGGUCAACGUCACCAAGCCCAGCCAGGCUCCCGCCAAAAAGCCCCUGGUGCGCUGGGUGCGCGUCAGGAGGACCCGAGUCCCCAAAGGCUGGAUCCAGGGCCCGCAGGACGUGAGCAUGGACUUCGACUACGCCCUGCUGGAGCUGCGCUGGCCCCACCGCCGGCCCUUCAUGCGCCUCUCGGUGGCGCCCUCCUCCGAGGACCUGGCGGGGAAGCGGAUACACUUCUCCGGGUUCGACAGCGACCGGGCCGGCGAGCUGGUGUACCGCUUCUGUCCCGUGGAGGACGAGUCCAACGACCUGAUCUACCAGCACUGCGACGCCCGGCCCGGGGCCAGCGGCUCGGGGGUGUACGGCCGCGUCUGGGACUCCCACCUGGAGCGCUGGGAGCGCAAGGUCAUCGGGGUCUUCUCCGGACACCAGUGGCUGGAGAUCGACGGGGAGAACCGCGACUUCAACGUGGCCGUGCGCUUCACGCCGCUGAAAUUCGCCCAGAUCUGUUACUGGUUACACGGCAACCGGGUGGACUGCAGCAAGGACUGAGAAAAACACA
This is a messenger RNA of Conger conger (European conger), 1524 nucleotides long. RefSeq names its product serine protease 23 (gene prss23). Gene Ontology annotation, biological process: proteolysis. Lineage: Eukaryota; Metazoa; Chordata; Actinopteri; Anguilliformes; Congridae. Gene Ontology annotation, molecular function: serine-type endopeptidase activity. The transcript is spliced from 2 exons. Bases 327 to 1514 code for a protein of 395 amino acids. The record is from RefSeq and is a predicted model, not a curated record.